GGUAAAAAUAUAUUCAAAGCAAAAAAUAACAAUAAAAUAAUAUUUUUUGUGGAUCUUGUCAGAGAGAUGUCAGGUUAUCAUUCUUUAAACUUUUACAUAAUUUUCAUUUAACCUGUGAUUAUUAUUAUAUAUAAAUUUUUUUGGAAAAUAGUUUUUUAAAAAUUAUCAGCUGAUUUGUGUAAACAAUUAAAUAUCAUGGGAAUUAUCAAAUUUGCUGUAAAAUCAAGUGUUGCUGGAGGAAUAGUUUAUUGGACUAUCCAAGAAGGUUUAUGGGGACAUUCUGAUGAAAGUAUAAAUUUUUACAACAGAAUUUAUUCCACAGUCUCGCCUUAUGUCAAAAAAAAUAUUCCCAAGGAAGUAGUUAACGAGCUUCCAGAGUUACCAAGUGUCAACUCGAUGGCAAACUGGACGGGUUGUAUGUGGAAUAAAGGUGUAAAAACAAGCAUAAGAUUUAUCGCCGACUUACCAGAUCAUAUUUCCAAUGGCAUUGAAUCAAUAAAAUCAAUGCCUGCAUUACAAGCUCCAGCUGACAGCUCAAGUGCCGAGAAAUCAAGCGCUACUGUUAAGAAGGAAGAGAAAAAAUAAAUUUAUUAAAUACACCCAUAGUAUUUAUUGUAAAUAAAUAUACUCGAUUACAAUUAA
This is a messenger RNA of Cotesia glomerata, 642 nucleotides long. RefSeq names its product MICOS complex subunit MIC13 homolog QIL1 (gene QIL1). Gene Ontology annotation, biological process: cristae formation. The record is from RefSeq and is a predicted model, not a curated record. The transcript has 3 exons. Gene Ontology annotation, cellular component: MICOS complex; mitochondrial crista junction. NCBI's taxonomy places the organism in Eukaryota, Metazoa, Arthropoda, Insecta, Hymenoptera, Braconidae. The coding region runs from base 196 to 585 and encodes 129 amino acids.